AAAAAACUAGAAAGUUCUCGAGUACACGACCGACUGGUGACUGCACUGUAUACUACAUAAACAGUGUAAUAGGGACAUUAUUGUUUUAUAUUAUUUUAUAAAUUUACAAAAUUCUUCGUGAUUCUUGCAAAGCUUAGUUGUGCUGUGUCAUUUUGUUAAAAUCACAUAAUACUAUUAUAUCAGUAUAUUUUACUUUUCAAUAAUAUAUAUUAUAUAUAUUAUUAAAUUGAGUGGUUAGGAUUUGUAACUGUUCUUGUGUUGGAUAGUGAUAAAUAAUCAUACUAUAUUUUUAUAUUGACCAUUUACCUUACGAAUCAUAUUCAAGUUGAACAUUUUAAAGUUUAUUCAUUAAAACAUAUAACAACAAAGGAUUGAAAAUGUUUCCUUUUGGAUUUCAAGGAGAUCUUUUAGGACAUGAUGCAGACCAGCUGAUUGGAUCGCCUGACAGUCCCCGCAGGUAUGUGUAUGCAGUUAUAGAAGUGUUAUUGAAAUUGAACUACUAAGCAAUAUUAUGUAUGAAAACUGUUCUUAUUACCUGUGUAUCAUUUUGUAUACCAGAAUAUAUUUAUAUAAUUAUUUUAAAUGCAGGUAUUUUAAUUUUAUAACUUGUUAUUUAUUAUACAGGAACUUAACGGUGAUAUUGUAUUUAUUUAUUUUUAUGGCUUAUAAACAAUAAUGGCUAUAAAUUAUAGUAUAGUGUUAAUGAAGUAAUGAAAAUAAACUAUAGAAACAUAAUAUCUUCCCACAUUAUAGCAUAUUCUGAUAAACAAUAUUUUACACCUUUAGUCCUUACCUUCAAUAUAAUAAUUAGUGGUGAGUUUUUUUCCCAAUUUUAUUUAUUCUGAUACAAAAUUGAUAUAUUCAAAAAUCAUAAAUUGAUGUUGAAAUAAAGCAAUAUGUCCAAUGAAGCUCUAAUUUUUAAAAAUUUUUUUUUUCAUAUUCCAGAUAUGGAUAUUUUUUUGAAAUUAUCGGGUGGAAUUGUACGUUCAGUCUCACCAUACUACUGUAAAACUCUACUUAAAGCCUAAUGGGAAUUUCUUUGUUAUAUGAAAUACUAAACACCUGUCACUUUUCUCCCUUUUAUCUCACCAUGUGUAAUCCUACGUUUUACUUGCUCAAGAAAGCCACCAUUCUGUUUUAAAAAAGAUCUUAGGUCUUUAACUAUAACUUUAACAACUAUAACUGCUUAUUAUUGUUAGCUAUCUUGUCCUUUUGUUCUCUUAACUCAUACUUUGUUUUAAUUCUACUUAUCUUUAGUCAUUUUCCUAAGUACUAAUAUCCGUUCUUCAAAUCUAUUGUUAACUUAUUUCAGAUUUUAGAUUUUUUAUAUUCUGAGCGGAGCAAGGAAUGUAUUGGUUUUAUAAUGAUGUUUAUUUUUAUUAUUUUUAUCUGGAAACAACUUUUCUACCAUUCAUUUUCUGAAAGAAUCUAACUGGGCUGGUAUAAUAAACGUGGAAAAAAACCAGCAAAUAUGCGAAAUUAAUUAUGUUUUUAACUUUAAUUUUUUGUUUUGUUGUGAUUGAUUUAAAAAUAUUGUCCACAGAAAAAUAACAAAAAAAAUUUUGCAUCAAUUGCACAAUUUUUGCAUCAAUAAUAGUAAUACCUAAAAUUUGUAAUUAUUUAUUAUAUAUUUUUUGAAAUAAUAUAUCUGAAAACCUAACAAUAAACUUUCAAAAUAAUAAAACUAAAAUCAUAUGCUUUUUACCAUACAAGAUUUUAAAAUAUAACGACACAUUACACACGACAAGAAUAACAAACAAGUACAUAAAAUUAUAUCACUAAGACAUACGUGACUAUGAGCCAUGAGUUAGAGCUCUGUUUCAUACAUUGUGGCAAAUAUAUUAAUGUUUUAAAAAAAAUUUUUCCGAAAAACAAUGUCAACAAAUCUUUUCUACAGUAAAAUUGAUUUGUCAAUAAUAAAUACACAUUAUAUGUAAUUUAUAUGCAUUUAUGAACUAAUAUGCAAUAAUCCUCCGAAUAUGCAAAAUAUGCAAAGUUAAAUUUGAUGUUUGAAUUCGGUGUGAUAUGAAUCGUAGACAUUUCAAACCCCCAUUGAUGUGCCUACAUACACUAUGUACAAACAUGCAAAUGCAUAUAAUUCCGGACUCUGGUAAUAAGCUUCAUCACUCCACUCAGAUUGCAAAAUAUAAUUGUAAACAAUGAAAAAUAAUUUUACUUAUAUGUCAAUUAUUUGUAUGUAUAUUUUUGCGCAUAUUUCUGAUUUUUUUUGAGGCAUAUUUUGCUAAUUAUAUCUUCUCAUCAACUUUAAUUAAACUGAAUAAUUGAUAAAUAAUAAUAACUAAUUAUGCUCAUAAUUUAUUGCCAGUCCUUAUAAAUUAUAGGAUUUAAAAUUUAAAAUUAAAAUAAUUUUCUGAAAGGUAUUUAAGAAAGCUUUAUAGAUAAUACAGAGAAAGUAUUUAAAUACUCUACAAUAAUGGUUAUUACUUAUUAUUCAGUUAUUAGAUAUCAUUAAAUACUUAGGUUUUUUGAAAUCAUAAAAUAGUUCAUUUAUGAAUAUUUUACUAGAGUACUAUGUAUUGUAAACUAUACUCAAAUUUAAAUAAUAGUGCACCAGCAACUGAGAAAAGCUAUUCAAAACUUGUGACUGAAAAUCUGCUCUACGUGGUUUCUUUAGUCAGUUGGUGUAACAGUAGUCGCAUUACUGCAUUUGAAUAAGUAUUGCAGUGCACUCUUAUUUGAAAAAUUUAAAUAGAGUAUAAAAUUAUUUUAUCAAUUAAUAAUAUAAUUUAUAUUACAUACAAUUCAGACACUUUGUACCUCCAUUGGAACAAAUGAUGAGUUCAUUCUUGGGAGGAUUUCCUGAUCCGAUGGCAAAUAUGAUGAUGCCAUUUGGUGGUGGUAAUAUAUUUGGAAAUUAUGGUUCAAUGAUCAACAAUUCAAUGAAUCAACAAAAUCAUAUCACUAGUAGUAUGCUAACCAGAGGCCUUAAUCAACCGGCUCAAUCAUUUAGUAGUUCUACAUUUAUGUCAUAUUCAUCAAAUGGACCAAAUGGUCAACCUCAAGUACAUAUUUAAAUUUAAAUAAUAAAUUGUUGUAUAGGUUAUUUUUUAUAGUCGUAUUUUAUACAAUAGGUCUACAAAGCAUCAUCAUCCACACGUACAGGUCCUGGAGGAAUAAAAGAAACAAAAAAAAGUGUAAGUGAUUCGGUUACAGGAGUCAAGAAGUUGGCUAUUGGACAUCAUAUUGGGGAUCGUGCUCACAUUGUUGAACGCCAAAAAAAUGUAUAUUCAGGUGACCAAGAAGAAAAUCAAGAAUAUAUUAACUUGGAAGAUGGUUUGUAUAAUUAAAAUAAAUCUAAUUUAAGUCUUAUGAAUUUUAAGUUUCUAUAGUAAUUUUAUUAACUUCUAUUAUGUAUAUUAAAAUAUAAAUAUUGAAUUAAAUAAGUAUUUAAUGAAUUUUGAUUUAUUUUAGAUGAAGCUGAGGAAUUUAACAAUGAAUGGCGUAAUAAAGCACAAAAUUUAAACUCGCACCGUAAUCGUUAUUUACCCUACACACAUAAGUAAAUAUAUUUUUUAAUAAUAUAACAUAAUUUUUUCAUAAUAGAAUUCAUAAAUUAAAUUUUAUGUUCGCAUAUUAGUAUUAUAUUUAUGCCAAUCUAGUAAAAUAAUAAUUGGUAGUUCCUGACCAGACAAAUAAUGUGAUAUACACAAUAUACAUAUUCAAAAAGUACAUUGAAAACUGAAAUCUGCUUAAAGUUCCCAAAUAAAUUAAUUGUCUAAGGUAGAAAAAGUAAUAACUAUUGAUAAUUAACAUUAAUUUGUAUUUUAGUACUUUUAAAAACAUUAAUAAAAUAAAUUGAAAAUUAUUAUUAAAAAACCUCAAUAAUUUUUUUUUUAUUAUUAUUAAAAAUGUUUUAUCUUUUUAUCAACAUAGUAAAAAUAUAUUUUAUUUUUAUCUAUAUUAUACAAGGCAUUCAAAAUUAUAUACCCCUUUAAAAUAAUAUAUUCUUUUACAGUGAACAAUUCUAAUAAUAUGUUAGAUUUCACUCUUAAGUCUUUAAUGUUAUAGAAUACUUAAUAGAACUGUUUUGAUCAACAUUGUUUGUAAGUUAUAACCCACAAUGUGUUUUUAUUCAAUUUAUUUACAAAUUUAAUAUGAGCCAAACAUUCAUACCAUUAGCAAAGAAAACAAUUUUCAAGCUUUUACAUUUCUACAUAAUAAUACAAUAGUUUUGCUGAACUUUUGGCCAAAGUUUUAAAUCUUAUUUUAUUAGCUGUAACAUUCAUUUUUUCAUAAUUGUUUAGUUUUAAUUAAUUACUGUCUAUUAUUCAUUUGAAAUUACUCUUACAUAAUAGGUUUAAAUAUUAAAAUAUAACUUUGAAUAACCUAAAAUUGUAUUAUUUUAUUUUACCUUUCAAUCAUGUUGUAUUAUUCAAUAGUAAUUUUGCUUUUUGAAAUAGUUUUUCUUUAAUAUAUGUAGAUUAUUAUGUAAACACUUAACUUAAUGUAAUAUUAGUACACAUUUUUUUUGAUUACUUUUGUUUUUAUUUUUGUUUUAUUAUUUUUGUUUUAUUAUUUUCAUGUUUUAUUAGAGUUCAAAGUUCUCCAAUAUCUAAUAAAAAACACCUCAAGGCUUUACCUUCUUCAACAUCACAUAACCGGUAUGUUUAAUAAUUUUUAUUAUUUUGACAAUUUGUAAGAAAAUUAUUUUUAAGUUUUUCUGAAAUUGUUCGUAUAAAUUUAAUUUUAUCUUGUGUUUUUUUUUUUUUUUUUAAUUUGUGUUGCUAUUUGACACCUCCAGUUAUUUUAAUUCAUGUGAAUAAUAUUUAUUUAAUUUAUAUUUUAUUAUUGAGAUUUACAAUUUUUAAAUUGUUAUAUUAUUUACUUAUUUAUAUAUUAUUCAAGAUUACUAUAUUUUUAACUGAAUAUCAUCAAAAAAAAACAAAACAAAAAACCAUAUUUUUGUCAUAUACUUCCUUGCAAGAUUUCUCUUAGACAAUUUGACUGUAGAAACAAAAAAAAAAAAAAAUGUUUAACCUGAAAAUGAAAAGCGGGUAGUAGGUUCACUCCUAUAAAAUAUAAUGAUAAUGUAACAUUUAAGAGUUGCUUGUUUCUUAAAUUGUAAAAAAAAAAAAUUACAUACAAGUUUAUUCUUUUCAAGAUGUCUCACUAAUCAUAUUUUUUUGCGAGACUGUAUAACUUUUAGAUUGAGACAUUAGUGAGGAAUGUAUUAGGUUGAAAAUGUUUAAUUUUUAUAUAUAUAUACAAGGUGUCAAAUAAUCCAGUACACUUUGUAUGUAUAUAGAGUAUUGAACAACUUUCCUACUAAAAAUCGUGUUCUGUUGUAUCAAUUGUAGCAUCUUUUCUGAAACGAAAUUUUUAUUUACUUAGUACUUUAGGGAGAUCAUUUUUUGGUUUUCCAAAUAAUUUUUAUAAUUAUUGUAAAAAACUAGAAAAUGUAUGAAAGUAAUGCUUUUAUAGUUUUCAAUUUUGCUUUUUGUUGGAAUCCUGUUAAAAGUAUUAUAGACUUGAAAUUUGGAAAGUAAAAACUCACAUUUUUCUUAAAAAUGGUAAAAUUUUCAAAACAUCUGUGCCAUUAUUGAGCUAUUUAUAGACAUUUAUAUACUGCCAGUGUUAAGUAAUUUUAAUUCGGUAGGUACUAUAUGGAUUGAAAUGUUUAGACUUAAAAGAAAUUCAUACAAAUUUAACAAGAGCUACAUUAUAAAUCAUAUUUCGUGGUAAAAAAAAAAAAAAAAGUAGCUUUGUUGUAUUUUAUUUUAUAAGAAUUUUAAUAUCAAAUUUGAAAAUUGUAUGGACUUUCAAAACAUGUAACCAAUCUUCACUCCAAAUCGUAUUUUGUUAGCAAUGGUUUAUCAUUGCAUACAGCUAUAAAUGAAACUAACUUCCAUUUCCUACCUUUCAACUUCUCACCUACAACAGUGUCCACCUCUCGUGCAAAGUAUAUUUGUUUAUUUUUAAUUUUUAACCAAUAAUUAAUAGUAUCAAUUUAAAAAUGUUUGGUAGACAACAUCUCUUAUCCUCAAUGUAUACACUGUAUACAAAUGUUAAUCAAAUUUUCCCUAAUAGAAAUACUACUUAUUAUACAAUCCUAUGAUUUUUUGCAUAUUUCUUUUUUAUUCUUUCAAGUAUAUAUAUAAUUAUAUCAUAUAUUUUGUUAAGCUAGUUCACAUAAAAAAAAAAAAAAUUACCUACAGUUGUAUUUGACAUGCUCUAUUUAUUUCAUCUAUCAAUGUUUGUCUUGUUUAAUAUUUUUUGAAUCAAUUUUAUUAUAUCAACCUGCUGGUUUUAUAUAAUUUUUGUUUGUAUAAUCUAAUUUUCAGUUAAAUAUUUUACAAAAAAAUUAUGCUUUUAAAUGUUGAAUAUAACAAAAUAGUUUUCAUUUUUACAUUUAAAUGUAGUAUAGGGUGGAGGUGAUUUAUAUUUUAAUUUUAAUUGCAUAUAGUGUAGUUUUAUAAUUUGAUAAACCAUGGUUAAAAAUAUUAUGGUUAAUAUUCUAUUCAUCUACAAUUAAUUGUUUGGGGGAUAUCAAUUUUUAUAAAAACAUAGAUAGCGUAUAAUUGUCAUAGAAUAGAAAACUUUCAUAAUUAUGGUCUUAAGACUUUGAAAUUCAAACUAAUAUCUAAAACUAGUAACUUGUCAUGAAUUUAUGGUUGUUUUGAAUUUUUUCAAUAAACUUAAAAGAUUAAAUUUUAAAUUAAUAGAAAAUAAAUAUUAAGAUCGUCAUAAUUAUUGCGGCUCACAAUUAUUAGUAUGGUCAAAUUUUACAAAACUAAAUUUUCAUUUUUUCCAUCCACAAGAAAAUUAUUUAAAUUAACAGUCUGUAAAGUUAUAAAACUAUCAGUUUAUUCAUUAUUCAAUGAUUUGGAUCAAAAUCAUAUAAGUAUUUUGAUUUAUUGACAUAUUUAAAACUAUUUUUAUUUUUUAUUUUUAAUAAAAAACAUUUGUUAAACAAGUGGGUAGCAUAUUAAAUAAAAUACUUACAUAUUUAUAUUUUAGUUGUUUAUUACUAGAUACUUAUGUAUACUUGGCUAUGCACUUAUUUUUAAUCAAUAUCUACAAAUAAUAAUCAAUUUAGUUUUUUUUUUUUUUUUUAAAUAAUUAUCCAGUUGUAGUUUUUGUUAGUAAUUAUAUAUUGUUGCCUAAAAUUAUGAAUAUUACUUAUUUUGUUAAAUUUUUUAAUUCUUAUAAAUGAUUCAUAUUUGUAUAUUUCUUUUUUUCAGCGAGGCUUUGGCUAUUGAAGGUGCUCAGCCUGAGCAAGGAAGGAAACGUGCAACCAAGCAACGCACACCCAAAAAGAUACAACAAAAUCCUGUAAACGAUGCUUAAACAUUAAUAUUCUCCCAUUUAUAAUAUGCAUUCAUUAAAUGCACAAUUUUUAACUUAAUUAUGUUGUAUUAAGGAAAGUAUGACAUUAAAUAGCUAAUGCGUAACAAUGUAUAAUUAAUUAUACUUGAAACGUACAGAUCACUUUUUCUUAUUUUUUUUAAAAAUUAAAACGUAGCAUUAAUGAAAGUAAUCAUUUAUUUAUAUGUAUUGACUCGCGUGUUUUUUAUAAUUUUGCUGUGUUGAUAUUUCAACUACAUUAAUUAGUGUACGAGUAGUGGUUCUGGUACUUUACUGACGCUCGUUUUCUUUUAUUAUGUAUACUAUAAUCGUUAAGCGUUCUAGUGUUUAAGGAAGGAAAGGAUUUUUAUCCAUUUAUUAUAUUUUUUUCCAAUCCUAUUUAAUAUAUAUAAAUAAUGAAUUCACUUUUCUUCUGCUGGUAUUUCAUAGUUUUUAGUUAUUUUUGAAUAUAAUAAUACUUAAUUAUUCAAAUAAUAAUUUGUUUUACAUAAAAUGAUUCAUUUCACAUCAAAAUUAUUUCCUUUAUUUCCUUGUUUGUGCAUAACAAAAUAAUUAUAAAUAUAUGUCUAAAAAAUAAAAAUUGUCCAUAAACUAUUUAUUAAAAAAAAGGAUUACAAUUAAAAACUUUUUAAUGGCUAAUAAUUUUAGAAAAUAAUUAUGAGUAAAAUACACUAACAAAAAAAAAACAAAACCAAAAUAAUAAUUUAACUAUCCAGAUAAGUUGUAAUUGUUAACACCUUCAUUGUUAUUAUUUUCAUCAACUCCGAGUUUAUAAAUAUCGUCGUUAAUUUUGCACAUUUGUUCAAGAAAUUCUUUGUCUUCUAAUAUUUCUGCAAGUACUGAUAGUAUAGUAUAAAAUUGGAUCUUUGUCAUCUUGAGAUGUUUGCUGCAUAUAUCUAAUACUUUGUCGACAUCAAUAUCAAUAUCUAUUUUCUACAAACAAAUAAAAUAAUAGUUAAAAUACAUAUAAAAAAAAAUGAUAAUUUAAUAUUUAUUAAAUAGUAGUUAUGUUUUUACAUUUUUUGUAAUGAAUUGGGCAGAUGGAACUUUAAUUCGGUGUUUAAUUGUUGGAUCUUGAUCAUCAUCACAAAACAAUGUGAAUGUUGAUUGAAAUGCCGCUUUAAAAUAGACACCAGCCAAUAAAUGUCCUUUCCUAUCAGUGGCCAGUAAGCUUCUAAAGUUAUAAACUAAAUUUCGACGUUCAGUUACACACACUGGUGAAUGAUAUGAUGCACCUAUGUACACUAAGUUGGUUUCUGGUUUGGAAGAUCCAUUCCAUACAGACCAUUGUACAUAUUUCUCGCCGACCAUGGUUUGAUAACAAUAUUCCUUUUUCGGACAAGAUGAUGGUACAAAACGACCUAGAUAAUAUUGAUUAUUAUAAAUUUUAUUUAAAAAAUGAAUAAGAAUGCAAUUUCAAAAAUAUUGUUUACCAGUAUGAGGAUACUGCUGAUCGAUCAUUACUGUUAUAACUCUACCGAUUUGGUAGCCAGGAUCUAAUAAUACCACACCUUUACGCCCUUCGAUUUCAAUUUGCAUAGCGACCAUAACAUGUUCUUUGUCGCUUACCCAUGGGUCUGGAUAACCAUUACUCAUGUAUUCUUCAUGACUCUAAAAAUUAUUUAAAUUGUUUUUAGAAAAAAAUCAUGUUGAAUUUAUAACACAAAACUUACUUCUAUAGAUUCCUCACAAGAAACCAGAUAAAGGCUGUUCUCAAUGCCAGGGAAUCUAUCAUUUAACAAAGCUAAUUUUCCAAUUAACAAUAAACCAAGGCCAACACAAGUAUUUGCAUUUUUAGUCAAUGGUGGUUCAUAUUCCCUAAAGAAGCUCUCCAGUGUUUCACAUUUUCCAAUUUUGAAUUCAUUAUAAAAUCUAAAAAAUAAUUUAUUAGAUAAUUUAUGAAUUGUAUUUGAUUUUAUAUAUUUUACUUGAUGAAAUUUGUAACUGAAUCAUAAUUGUGUAUUUGAAGUAGAGUCUGUACUUCAUUUUCAAAUUGUUUGGUCAGCUCAUCAAAUUCCCCAAUUGAGCCAACCAAAAGGGAUGGCCUUGAGCUACCCCAUUUCGGCAAGGGCACUGGCUGACCAAUUGGCCAGUCUGAUUUCUGGCCAUAACUCAGCCAAAACGCGUAGUCAUUAUUGUUGUGGUUGUUGGGAGUGGGUAGGAUUUCGAGUCAACUCGGCCAUUCAUUUCCCCAUCUGCCAACGGUUGGUAUGUAGCUGGAUUCAUCCCUGUAGCAGCUGUCUGCAGCAGCUCCAACAGGCCCUUCUACUUCUAAAGAUUUUUUCUCACGCUCUUUAAAUAAAUAAAAAAUAAAUAUUAAAACAAAUAGUCCUAAUCUGAUUAACUAUACAAUUAAAAAUAAAUUUGAUGAAAUUAAUUUUAAUUUUUGUGUGUUAUUUAAACAAAUGAAAACAAAUUAUUCAUAAACAUUGUUUUUUAAAUCUAAUUAACAUUAUUUAAAGAGUAAUUUUCUAAAAAGAAAAUUACAUAUGAAAUUAUAAAAUGGUUAAAUUCACAUUUAUACACUUGUUGUAUAUUUUACCUAGGUAUAAUGUAAUUGAAAUUAAGUUUUAAAAAAUAUUCAUUUUUUUCAUAACAAUUGCCUAGUAUCUAUUGUAAUAUAUUUAACAUUGGUUAUCGGAAAAUUUAUAAUUAUGACUGAGCACCUAUAUAUAUAAAAAAAAAAAAUAAAUAUUAAACUCCGAUGAGUGAAUGAAUCUCCAUUGAAUAGGUAUAUCAAUUUAUAUAAAUUUAUAUGAAUAAACAAUUUAUUAGGUCAGUACACAUAAAUUUACAAAAUUGAUUUAAGAAAAAUCAGAUUCCUAUAUUAAGACUGAUCUAUAUGGAUAAAUACUCGUAAUUGUUAUAUAUCUUGGUUACAUAAUAUUACUGAUGCGUGUAUACUGAACUCACGACAUACGAGUAAUAAUGAUAUAAACGAUGAUAAAAUACAUUGUAGAAAUGCAGAACAAUUCUCAGCGAUGGAAAUAUAUUAAAAAUUAUGAUUAAUGAAUGGCCUACACAUCAUUAAUACGAUUAAAAAUACGAUAUUUCAACUGCAACCGCACAAUAUUAUCUAUAAAUAAUACUAGGCCAACUAAGGUAUUUAUAAUUUACUUUUCCAUUCCCUGGUGAGCGGACCGUGACACAAUUGUCAGUGGGAAUAUAAAAGGUGCCGUACAAAACUGGUUCAUAAUUAAGUCGAAUAGGUGGGCAACUAUACCAAUUAGACCGUACCGAAUAGAUGCACAAUAGAAAUUUAAUUUGUACCAAUUUGGAACAACAAUGGAUGUGCAAGUGUUACGAUGCGGAGUACGCAAUAAGCGCUUGUAAUACAAAUUAAACGCAGAGAAAAUUGCGGGACGUUGUCCACGCACGAAACUACGUGACGAAAACGACAACAGCAUUUCACUGCACGGACAAUUAACCGAAUAUCGACGGGGAACUGGUGUCGUCAUCACCAACGAACGGACGGCGUUUACACACCAAUCUACAUGGUGCAAAGAUAAUAAUUAUGAUAUUUGCACGUAUCGUAGACAGACUUACCCAUACAAUGAAAACACAAAACUGGAAGAAUACCUCUGCACUCGUGGACGUGUACAAGUCGAUACUGCCAACGGACACUGGUGGCUCGUACGGAACGAGCAGAAAUAUAUAUACGGUAACACGAGCGCGCCCGCGACGAGUCAGGGAAGGGGAGGGGGGACAAACGAUUCGGCCCGGACCGGUUGCGUUUUCCCCACUCGAACGGUGAAUUAUUAAAUAACGGCGCGGCGGACCAAAAAAAAAAAAGUUACGAUUUACGAACGCGUCGUAGUAGAAAAACGAUUAAUUGGCAAUUGCGCACUUCGGUAUCAACGCACCGACGGCGGUAAUUAUUUUCCGCGAUACACUCGGGCGGGGAAAAAAAAAAAAAAAUUAUACGAUUAUUAUUAUUAUCAUUACGGUCGAGUAUUGUUGUUAUUAUUGCCAGUCGAACACGCACUUAAAACGCGAUAAAGUCCAACAGUAACAAUUAUACUGUAAUAUAACGAUUGCGACCCGUUUAUCUGGAGAUACCAUCGCGGUGGUGGUUAUUCACGUGACAAACGGCGAAGUUCACCCAUACGCACGGAAAUUGAUAGACAAACAAACGCCGCUCGAGAACAACACGCGCGGGGACUAUCGAACGUCUCGAAAACGUUAUCGCGCACACGCUCGACGGCGACGCGUCCGAAACACUCACUCGCACGCCUUUGACGACUCCUCGAGUGACGGCGUAGGUGUGUGUACGCCGUGUCCCGAAUUCCGGUAGUGCUCGCGGUUUGUAGCAUU
This is a messenger RNA of Cinara cedri, 11640 nucleotides long. Lineage: Eukaryota; Metazoa; Arthropoda; Insecta; Hemiptera; Aphididae. The record is from the annotation of a GenBank genome assembly.